Messenger RNA from Cyclospora cayetanensis, 3516 nucleotides. Its product is annotated as ribosome biogenesis protein BMS1 homolog. The record is from RefSeq and is a predicted model, not a curated record. The coding region runs from base 1 to 3516 and encodes 1171 amino acids. Gene Ontology annotation, molecular function: GTP binding; GTPase activity; U3 snoRNA binding. The transcript has 12 exons. Gene Ontology annotation, biological process: maturation of SSU-rRNA from tricistronic rRNA transcript (SSU-rRNA, 5.8S rRNA, LSU-rRNA); endonucleolytic cleavage of tricistronic rRNA transcript (SSU-rRNA, 5.8S rRNA, LSU-rRNA); ribosome biogenesis. Gene Ontology annotation, cellular component: nucleus; 90S preribosome. NCBI's taxonomy places the organism in Eukaryota, Apicomplexa, Conoidasida, Eucoccidiorida, Eimeriidae.
AUGGAGACAGAACAGCAUAACCGGCGCCACAGGGCAAAGCAGGCAGGUAUUAAGGCCUCCCGCCAGGAGCGGCAGAAGAAAAAGAAAGCCCUGGGCGCCACAACAGACGACAAGCGGCACAACCCUAAGGCCUUCACUUUCAGUGGGGGAGUGGUCUCCGUGCAGCGAAGAGUACAGCAUUCUCUCGACAAGGCGACGCUCAAGGAACAUAAAGCUGUCGUUGAUAAAACACCGGAAGUCGCACCCCCGUAUACCGUCGUCGUUCAGGGGCCUCCAGGAGUCGGAAAAUCUUUGUUAAUUCGUUGUCUGGCUCGUCACUACGCGCGGAGGACUGUGGGGGCCUUGCGGGGGCCCGUGACUGUCGUGGCUUCAAAACAGCGGCGCCUCACAUUCAUUGAGUGUCCGAAUGACGCGGCCGGCAUGCUCGAUGCAGCCAAGGUGGCGGAUAUAGCGCUGCUUCUUAUUGACGCUCAGUACGGGUUUGAAAUGGAGACGUUCGAAUUCAUAAAUAUGAUGCAGACACAUGGGAUGCCUCGUGUGCUGGGUGUACUGACACAUUUGGACACGCUGAACAACAAACAGACCCUCAAGCGGCGGAAGAAGGAGUUGAAAAACCGUUUCUGGGCUGAGCUCUACGAUGGUGCGAAGCUCUUUUUUCUCAGCGGCCUCAGGAACAGCAAAUACCUUAACAGAGAUGUUCUUAAUCUUGCAAGAUUCCUGUCUGUACAAAAGCUCAGGCCACUGCAGUGGCGCGCAUCGCACCCUUAUCUCCUCGCGCUCAAAUCCGACGUCAGACAAGGAUUUGGGGACGGCCAGCCCGUGGGCGGUAGCGCGCAGAGCGACAUACAGCCGCAGCAGGAGCAUCAGCUGCAAGAUCAACAUGAGGGCAGGAUCUGUGUGGUUUACGGUUACGUUAGGGGGGCUGUACUGCGGGAGGGGCUGACAGUGCACAUCCCCGGGGCAGGGGAUUUCCCUGUGCUGUCUGUGUCCAAGUGCGAAGACCCCUGUCCGGCUCCCUGUGCAGAGGAGAAAAACGAGACGCUCCCGCUCGCUGCAUCAGCUGAAAUAGCUCCUUUGGGAGGAGCUACCGCUGAAGGAACUGAAGGCACUCUCACAAAGCGCAGGAGGUCGCGAGCAGCACGGGCUCUGAAGGAGAAAGAGCGCUGUAUAUAUGCACCGGACUGCGACAUAGGGGGCAUGCGGAUAGACGAUGAUGCGAUGUACAUACACCUCCCUGACACUAAGGUUGGAUUUACACCCAAAGCACAACUCAUAAAGGAGGGAAAAGAUGAAGUCAAUAGUGAAGGAACAAGCAGCGACAGUGAGAGCGAGGCCUCUGAAAGUGAUGAGGAAGCGUCCGGCUCUUCUGCUACUACCGAAAGCAGCAGUUCAGACACCGAAACAGAGGAAGAGGCUGAAAAGGAGUUGGAGCCAGCGAUUAAGAUGGUGCGGGAGCUGCAAGGGGCGGAACAGCAACUGAGCCUGCAGCUCCAGUCACAGCAAAUGCAGUUGCUCGACUCAUCCACACGGUGUAUAGACAGGUCAGUACCACCGCCCCGACGUGUAGUAGAGACGGAGGCCUCUACGGAUCAGCCGGGCCAUUUGUUCUUCGACGGAGAUCCAGAGGAACUAGAGGAGGAACGUUGGGCUGUUGCAGAAACAGACACUGACACUGAUGGCUCCUCGGAUAUAGACGAGCCAAGGGGCACAGGAGACCGUGUGCUGCAGCAUCUGAGCGGUUCAAGAGCGACUCGGAAUUCCCUGGCAGAUGUUGUGUAUGGGCACCCGGAGCAGGGUAACGGGGCUUACAAUACCGACAGCAGAAUCAAGAGUGGGGCCCGCCCUGAAGGGCAGCUUUCUCUCUUUGAGGACUCUGACGGCAGCACCUCCGGGUCGGAGGAUAAAGAGAUCAUGGAGUCCGCUGCACAGAAACGAGGAGUCCACCGCAAUCAUGUGCUCUUUGGUAACCUACCUCUCCCUGCAACGGCCUCUGGCCUUAGCGCAGAGUUUGAAUGGGGGGACAGCCCCUCAGAAGAAGCCGCGGCUAUCUACAAGGCUCUCGGGUUCGAGUCAGAAGAUCACGGCGGGAUUGAGUCUUUUUGGACUCCGGAUUUUAUGCAAGCGCUUAAGAGGCGCUUCUUCAUAACCGGGGGAUGGUUGGAGCUGGAGCAGGCAAAGGAAGCGACCAAGGAGGACUCGACAAGUGCAGAGGAAGUCACAGAGGAGCAGCAAAGGGCCGAAAGUACGGGCCUGAAGGCAGCAAUCAAGGCAUUUAAGGGAUCGGAGGAAACCCUGGGAGGUUUUCCCAUUGGCACAUAUGUAAAGAUUUGCAUCGCAAACCUUCCAAUUCAGUGGCUGGAGGGUCUUAGCUUAUCACGUCCACUUGUUCUAGGGGGUCUGAACGCCGGAGAGCUUCAGUGCACCUUUAUGCAGCUCCGGCUGAGGAAGCACCGCUGGGCCCCGAGGAUCUUGAAGAGUAGUGACCCACUCCUGUUCAGCGCUGGAUGGCGGCGUUUCCAAUCCCUACCCAUUUACGCGAUGGAAGAUCGUGGAGAAACGAGAGUGAAGUACUUAAAAUACACGCCGGAGCAUUUGCACUGCCUGGCGUACAUUUACGCUCCGGCUCUACCACCGUCAACUCCUCUGCUAGCCAUCAGCGACUUCCGGGCCGUCGCGAGUUACCGAAUUGCGGCAUCUGGAGUUGCCCUGCAGAUGACACCGGAACCGAAGAUCCAGAAGAAACUGAAACUCAUAGGAGAGGCAAAGAAUGUAUUUAAAAACACUGCGUUUAUCAAGGGCAUGUUUAACUCCGACCUAGAAGUCAACAGAUGCAUCAGUGCUAAGAUACAGACAGCGUCUGGCAUUAGGGGUCAGAUAAAAAAAGCUGUGGGGAUGGAUGGCACAUUCCGCGCUUCUUUCGAGGAUAAAAUUCUUAUGUCAGAUCUGAUAAUCUGUAAGACAUGGAUCAAGGUGUCGCCCCGGCCAUUCUUUAACCCAGUGCUCGAUGUGCCAGCGUGGAGACGUUUGAGGAGUCAUGCGGAAAUCCGGCAGGCAAAGCAGCUGCCUCUUCCAUAUAAGGAUGCUAACUUGCUGCCGUAUGGGGGUCCCACCAGAGUGCAACGCAAGUUUAACCCAAUCAAAAUACCCAAACAGCUCGCUAUGAAGCUGCCGUUCCACGCAAGACCCAAGUUGCAACCAGUCGUGUCUCGGCUUAAAAAGCUGAGAGGGAAAAAAUUACAGGAAGAGAAGGAUAUGCAAAAGCCCUUGGUAUCGGCGUACGACAAACGAGUGGCCGCCCUGUUACAGCGGCUGCAGACCAUUAGGAACGCGAGGGAGGAGCAACGAAGAGAGAAACAACAAGAAAAGCUGAAGAUAAAAAUGCAGAAGAAUGCUAAAGUGGAAAAAGAAAAGAUGCGAAAACAAACGGAAAUUCGGAAGAAAAGAUAUGUUAAGCAGGGCAAGGUGGAACUCGGAAUGAGAAAGAAGCUCAGACUGGACGCAAAUCAAGACGAUUAA